UUUUUUAGCACAAGACCGCGGGUCCGAGUAACUGAAAGAUUGAAGUCUAAGUUCGACAUCAUAUUUCUAUAUAUAUAUAUACAUACAUAUGUAUAUACAUAUAUAACUCGCCACCUAGAUCGUUUCGCGCGCGCGUGUUUCCCUGUAUGCGUGUUUGUGUGUGUGUGUUGGUGUGUGUGUGUGUGUGCGAGUGUGUGCUAUUGCUAACUCUAUUGUCGCCAAGGGGGAGUAAGACUGAUUUGUUAUUUAUUUCAUUUGUUUUUUUGCAUAAAUCAGUUUUUUUGAGUUGAGCUCUUCUUGCUCACAUAAAUUAUGUGGCGGCCAGGUUCUAGUUGAUAUUAGAGAGAUAGAGCGAGAGAGAAAGAGAUAGAGAGGGAGAAGUCAAUCGAGUUUGUGGCUUAAGUCUUUCGUUUCCUAUGAGAGAUGCAUUAAUCCAAACGCUAAACAAAAUAGUUCCAUAAAUUUUACGUAACUCUCCCAUUAACAAAAAAUAUUCAACUUGAAUAUGGCUCUGACCAAUUUCUCAUUGCCAUUUGGUAACUUGGCCCAGCCAUGGGGCGUGACAUUGGCCCCCUUGCAUCCCAUACAUCAAUUGGCCAGUAAUACCAAUAAUUUACUCUACUCGCCGGCCGAUCAUCAGCAACAGCAACAGCAGCAGCAGCAACAACAACCGCAGAUCACAUCAGAUAUUAAUUCUGAUUAUUUCAAGAAUAAUCCUUAUGGUCCACCAGCGGGUUAUCCUUAUCAAAGUAGACGCAAACAGAACAGCAAUGCCUAUUUGCCACCGACUGGUGCAUCUGCAUCUCGCAACUCUGUCUAUCACCUACAACAGCAACAGCAGCAGCAACAGCAACAAAGCCACCAGCAAUCCCAUGUGGAAGCCAAUGAGAAUACUGUGUCAUUUCAGAGUUCGAGUUCAAGUAGUAAUGCCAAUAGCCAGAGUACCAUUCAUUUAACACAAUCGUCAUCGUCUGGUCGUAGUCCUGCUGAAGGCUCUUAUACACGUUAUCCUGGAAACAAUAAACAACAGCAGCAGCAACAGCAACAACAGCAACAACAGCCACAACAGAAACAAUAUUUCAAUGCCCAUGGCAGUGCCAGUGCCACCUUCUCAAAGAACAGCGGAAGCUUUAGUAUUACCAGCUUUGGCAACAGCAGGCAACAGCCGCAGCAACCACAACAACCACCAGCACCACCUCUGCAACAGCAACAGCCACCACAUCAGCCGGCACAGCCGCGUAGACCGUUGCAAUCGGUCAAGCCGGAGACUCAGCCUGCCUCAACAUAUGGUGUGGCUGCUGCCGAGGAUAAUUAUCCGGAGCGGGCACCUGGUUUCACACGUGUUCAGGCUGGCCAGGGAUCACGUACCCAGGUACAUGCCGUGCUCGACUAUGAUGUGGAGGAGGGUGAAGAGGAUGAGGAGUUGGAAGACGAAGACGAUGAGCAAGGUGGCAACUAUUAUCAAGGUCAAGCGAAAGCAGACAAGCAAAUGAAUGUGACACCCAUACAGGGACCCAUCUAUCUGAAGAAUGGCAGUGUGCCAGUGGUGCCAUUAUUUUCCUAUCCCAAGCUCAACAAUGGAUCGUUCUUACAGAUUCCGAUCUGGUGGACGGCAUUGUCAGUGGCACUUGGCCUGGAUGUGAGAGGCGAUGUGAUUAAAGGAGUGCCAUGCAUCAAACGAUAUCAUCAGCUGUUCUGUCCCACGGCCGGUAAUAGUUAUCCCAUUGAAAAAAUCGAACGUUUUAUAGACGAUAAUAAGGCCCUGAUGCGUCGUAUGUAUGGUGACUUUGAAAUGAAUAUGGAGGGCAAUGCAGGUGGCGGUGGGGUCGGCGGAGCUGGAACAGAUGGGUCACGACAACAGGCUAAAGUUCGCAAACGUCGAUUCAUCGAUGAGCCAGAUAUAUUUAUACCUCCCGGUGCCUAUGCAGCCCAUGCAGGUAAAGCGGGUGAUAGUUACUUUGGGAAAUUGCGAGAAAAACGCCAAGCAGCCGCCGGUGGAAGUCGUAAUAGAGCAGGCGGCGGAGGAGGAGGAGGAGGAGCAACUAGCAGUAAUGCCAAUAGAACACCGGGCGGAGGUGGUGGCAAUGCAAAUGGUAGUUCUGGAACUGGCCGUCUUGAUGCCUGUGAGUCUAAAAUUGAAAUUGUCACCCCCUAUUGGGCAUCGAAUUCGGCGGGCAAGAUCCGUGCCAUUGUCAAUACGCAGCACUUUGAGCAGGCCAUACAUCAAGAAGUUUGCAGCACAACACAGACGUCACGAUGUGAGGGAGAAUGCGGCUGUGAGCAGAAAUAUAAAUGGCAUCGAUUACUCGCCUACGAUCCCGACAAUGAUUGCAAGGGCAUUUUUAUGGAUUGGUUCCUGUUUCCUUCAUGCUGUGUCUGUAGAUGUAAUCCCUAACGGAAGUAAUCAAAACUUUUAAUCAAUAUAAACAAAUGAUUUACUCGUACUCCAUAGUUAGAAUGCCACUGAAUGUAUUUUAGUUGUUGUUAAGUAGCUCCUAAAAAUUUCAUUUUAAUGGUAAAUCUUUAGUUAAGCUCAAUUCUCUAGUUAAGGUUUGAUAUAUGAGCCAUAUCCUUCAUGUAGCCACACACAAGCACACACACACACACACACAGCACAUGCACACAAACAUACAC
Molecule: messenger RNA, 2634 nt
Organism: Drosophila willistoni
Lineage: Eukaryota; Metazoa; Arthropoda; Insecta; Diptera; Drosophilidae
Gene: spz3
Product: protein spaetzle 3
Exons: 5
Coding region: 506-2395 (629 amino acids)
Biological process (GO): central nervous system formation; regulation of Toll signaling pathway; innate immune response
Cellular component (GO): extracellular region
Molecular function (GO): growth factor activity; Toll binding
Source: RefSeq, a predicted model, not a curated record